AUGUGUUUGACUCGACAAUUCCUCCUCUGUUACGCAGCGGAGACAUGGGCAGACACCGACACAGAUGAUUGCUUCAUUAUAACAUCAACGAAAUCCGAAAUGGACGACUGCUUUAAAAUUCUGAAUGAACGAUCGCAGUACAUAAAACUCUCUCGAGAACAACAAAAAGAUGGUUGGCUGCCUUAUUUGAAUGCUCAAAUAAAACUGCACAAUGACAUUGCAAGUGUGAAAUGGUAUCGCAAGGAAAGCUCGAAAAACAUACUGAUAAACGCAAAGUCAGCCCAUCCUAAUGGCAUGAAAAAGGCAAUUAUCCGAAAUAUGGUAAAAACAGCAACAGCAAUGUGCACAGAGGAUAGAGAACGGGAGGAAUCACUAAAACUACCACAAGCAUAG
This is a messenger RNA of Necator americanus (New World hookworm), 393 nucleotides long. RefSeq lists its product as uncharacterized. Lineage: Eukaryota; Metazoa; Nematoda; Chromadorea; Rhabditida; Ancylostomatidae. The record is from RefSeq and is a predicted model, not a curated record. The coding region runs from base 1 to 393 and encodes 130 amino acids. The transcript has a single exon.